Sceloporus undulatus (fence lizard) is the source of this 864-nucleotide messenger RNA. It is a transcript of the gene HIKESHI, whose product is annotated as heat shock protein nuclear import factor hikeshi. Gene Ontology annotation, biological process: protein import into nucleus. The record is from RefSeq and is a predicted model, not a curated record. The coding region runs from base 96 to 689 and encodes 197 amino acids. Gene Ontology annotation, cellular component: nucleus; cytosol. Gene Ontology annotation, molecular function: nuclear import signal receptor activity; Hsp70 protein binding. NCBI's taxonomy places the organism in Eukaryota, Metazoa, Chordata, Lepidosauria, Squamata, Phrynosomatidae. The transcript has 5 exons.
GGGGGUUGGGACAGGGGGCUUACAUCUGGACUGGCCAGAGGUUUAUAGAAAGGGCCUCCUCGGAGGAGCCGGACCGAGGUGCCGCCGCCGCCAUCAUGUUUGGCUGUUUGGUUGCGGGGAGGCUGGUACAGACAGUUGCACAGCAGGUAGCGGAAGACAAGUUUGUGUUUGACUUGCCAGACUACGAAAGCAUCAACCACGUUGUGGUCUUCAUGCUGGGGACCGUGCCCUUUCCAGAGGGCAUGGGUGGCUCCGUUUACUUCUGCUACCCUGAUGAGAACGGGGUAGCGGUGUGGCAGCUGCUGGGCUUUGUGACAAAUGAAAAACCAAGUGCCAUCUUCAAAAUUUCUGGCCUAAAAACUGGGAAGGGCAGCCAACAUCCAUUCGGAGCCAUGAACAUCCCCCAAAUGGCAUCUGUAGCCCAGAUUGGAAUUUCUGUGGAGCUGCUGGAACUCUUGGCUCAGCAAACUCCUGUAGCAAGUGCUGCUGUAUCAUCAGUCAAUUCAUUCACAGAGUUCACUCAAAAGAUGCUAGACAAUUUUUAUAACUUCGCUUCAUCCUUUGCUGUCACUCAAGCCCAAAUGACACCCAACCCAUCUGAAGCUUUCAUUCCUGCAAACGUAGUUCUGAAAUGGUAUGAGAAUUUCCAAAGACGACUAACUCAGAAUCCUUUAUUCUGGAAAACAUAAUCUUGAGUCAAGUUCUUUGAGAUGCACUAUAGCCAUUCGUCACAUCUUGAAAUAUUGAGCCUACUAAAGAAAAUCUCAAUGGAUUCAUUCACAUUUGAGAAGAAGGAGGAGGGAGGGGGAAACACAGCUUUUGUAAUAUUUUUGAGACUGUUUCAAAUUAAAGCCCUAAAAAUUA